This is a messenger RNA of Austrofundulus limnaeus, 2484 nucleotides long. RefSeq names its product neurofilament light chain b (gene neflb). Gene Ontology annotation, molecular function: structural constituent of postsynaptic intermediate filament cytoskeleton. The coding region runs from base 289 to 2118 and encodes 609 amino acids. Gene Ontology annotation, cellular component: intermediate filament; postsynaptic intermediate filament cytoskeleton; axon. The transcript is spliced from 4 exons. The record is from RefSeq and is a predicted model, not a curated record. Gene Ontology annotation, biological process: neurofilament bundle assembly. NCBI's taxonomy places the organism in Eukaryota, Metazoa, Chordata, Actinopteri, Cyprinodontiformes, Rivulidae.
AAUCAGCGUCGUCUUUGUUAGCAUUUUAUGCGCCAAACUGCAUCUUCGGUUGCAGUUUUAGGUGUAAUCAUAUACUGUUUUGUCCUCAGUGACCCAGUCUGUUGCAGCUCCUUUUUGCUUAUCCCUCGCCUCCCCCGCCUCAGCACUCAUCCGAUCCCUCCCCAUUCCUCCCUUGGGUAUGAGCGACUGGCUGGCAGGGGCCAUAAUCAGUUCUUUCUGUCAGCAUGGUAGCAAAGAAAAAAAAAAGCUUACGUCACAGUCAUUACAGGCUGUAUAAAAGCCUGAGUAAUGCAGAUUCACUGUGCAGUCAACCCAGCUACAUUCCCUGAAACAAAGCAGCCCAUCUCUCAAGUCAUGGCUUCGACAGGCUUCGACCCCUACCUGCCCACUUUCAAGAGGAGAGUAGUCGUUCGCAGUGCAGGAUAUGGAGCAGGAGGAGGAAUUGGAUCUAGGUCUGCUUACUCCACCCACUCUGCUCCUGUACCUUCCUACAUUUCCUCCCGCAGGAGUUAUCCUACAUCCACCCGAGUGGCUUCGGGCUACUCCACCGUGCUUCCUGCUGCAGCUGCCCCUGAGCUCCGCCUUGACCAGGCAGUCCAAGUAAGCUCCGAGUUCAAAACCUUAAGGACCCAGGAGAAGGCUGAGCUCCAGGACCUGAACGACCGCUUCGCAAGCUUCAUUGAGAGGGUCCAUGAAUUGGAGCAGCAGAACAAGUUGCUGGAGACCGAGCUGCUGCUGCUCAGGCAGAAGCAGACCGAGCCCUCCAACCUUCGGGCCCUCUAUGAGCACGAGAUCCGCCAGCUCCGAGCUGUUGUCGAUGAGGCCCGCCACGAGAAGCAGGCGGCGCAGGACCACAGGGACGAGAUGGAGGACGUGCUGAAGAGCCUGCAAAAGCGCUACGAGGACGAGGCUCUUGGCAGAGAGGAAGCAGAGGGGCGGCUCAUGGACGCCAGAAAGGGAGCAGACGAUGCCGCCCUGGACCAGGCCGAGCUCGACAAAAGAGUGGAGACCCUGCUGGAUGAGCUGGCCUUCCUGAAGCGACUCUGCGAGAGCGAGAUAGCAGACCUGCAGGCCCAGGUUCAGUACAGCGUGGAGGUGUCGGUGGGGAUGGAGGUCUCCAAACCGGACCUAUCCUCCGCCCUUCGGGACAUCCGAGGGCAGUAUGAGAAGCUGGCCCACCGYAACCUUCAAGCAGCCGAAGAAUGGUUCUGCAACAAGAUGAGCGUGAUGACCGUAGGCUCCACUCGCAACACGGAGAGCGCCCGCAGCGCCAAGGACGAAGCUGGAGAGUACCGCAGACUGCUGAAAGCCAGAACGCUGGAGAUCGAUGCCUGCCGCGAGAUGAUCCAAGCUCUGGAAAACCAGCUGCAGGAAGUGGAGGAGAAACAGAGCGAUGAGAUCUCUGCACUGCAGGACGCAAUCGGUAACCUGGAGGAAGAAGUACGGGCCAACAAGAACGACAUGGCUCGUUACUUAAAGGAUUAUCAGGACCUUUUGAAUGUAAAAAUGGCCCUGGACAUCGAAAUCGCAGCUUACAGGAAGCUCCUGGAAGGAGAGGAGGAUCGUCUGAGUGUGGAAAGACCGGGACAUUACACCGUUUACUCCCAGGCCGUGAGCAGUGCUCCGUCCUACGGGAGAGUCCAGGUCUCCGCGYCGUCUCAGCUGAGCUCUGCGGCACCGUACCUGCUGAGCUCCCGCCUGUUCUCAUCAUCGCUGCCCACUGAGGACGUGAUAUCUGCAAGCCGAGCACAGCAGGCUGAGGCCAGACCGCCUCAGGAGGAAGAGGAGGAAGAGGAGGAGGAGGGAGAACAGGUGGAGGAGGAAGAGAAAGAGGAGGAAGAGAUGGCAGAUGAGAAAGAGGAGGAGGAGGGGGGAGAAGAGAAGGAGAGAGAGGAAGAAGAGGAAGAGGAGAAACAAGAGGAGGAAGCUGAAGAAGCAAAUGGAAAAGAUGAAGCAGGUCAAGCAGAGGAGGGAGACAAAGAUGACGAGGAAGAAGGAGAAGAAGAAACCAGCCAGCCUCAAGAAGAAGAAGAGGAAGAUCAGAAGGAAGAGGGCGGCAAAGAAGGCGUGAAGGAAGAACCGGAGAAAGAGGAGAAAACUGUAGAUAAAAAAGUUUAAAUGAAUGUGUGAAACAUCUUUGGUGCUCAAAAGAAAUGCCUCAUUUAAAAAAAAACCUUGAACUCAGAAAUGUUGGUAAAUGUCUGAAUCCCCCCUGAACAACUAAUAGCAUGUAUGUCAGAAUGUACUCAUUGAAAGCAAUAAAAAGCAACGAUAAGACAAAGAAAAACAGGAGCUGUCAGGAGGAGAUCCUGCUUGGUGGAGAUCUGUUUGCCGGUGCUUUCCCUGUCACCAAAUAAUGCUUACAACCGUCUUUAUGUGCAACAUAUGCAGUUUGAAAUGCCUUCAAGCCCCCACCGAGUGCUUUAAGUCUCAUCAUGUGCUGCACUGAACUUCAAUAAAGCCUUGAAGCCUUGUCAACCUAAA